Messenger RNA from Paraphaeosphaeria sporulosa, 1005 nucleotides. RefSeq names its product triosephosphate isomerase 2. Gene Ontology annotation, molecular function: triose-phosphate isomerase activity. The record is from RefSeq and is a predicted model, not a curated record. Gene Ontology annotation, biological process: glycolytic process; gluconeogenesis; glyceraldehyde-3-phosphate biosynthetic process. Bases 115 to 888 code for a protein of 257 amino acids. Lineage: Eukaryota; Fungi; Ascomycota; Dothideomycetes; Pleosporales; Didymosphaeriaceae. Gene Ontology annotation, cellular component: cytosol. The transcript has a single exon.
UGCAGUAACCCUGGAGCCCCUCACGACGUCAGUUAUUAGCAUGUGUGAUAUUGCGACCAUGUCUCUCCAUCGCGCCCGCUCCACCACGCAGCUGCCAUCUCCCAGGCCGCCGCCAUGCCGCCCCUCACGCGACCCCGCCGCAUCGUCGGCGUCUCGCUGAAGAUGUACUUCGAUCUCCCAUCCACGCUCUCCUACGUCCGCGGCAUGCUGCAGCUCGACGGGCUCGCCUGGAACGCGCGCCUCGACCUCUUCGUCAUCCCCGACUUCGUCGCGCUCGUCUCCGCCGCCGAAAUCCUCCAGCCGUCUUCGAUCCUGCUCGGCGCGCAAGACACCCACUGGGAAGACAAGGGCGCCUUCACAGGCGAAGUCUCGCCCGUCGUGCUGCAGCAGGCAGGCGCCAAACUCGUGGAACUCGGGCAUGCAGAGCGGCGCGCCCUGUUCGGCGAGACGGACGAGAGCGUCGCGAAGAAGGCGGGGGCUGCGGCGCGGAACGGCCUGGUUCCCCUCGUGUGCAUCGGCGAGCGGACACACAACACCACGUCGCCCUCGGCCGCUGUCGGCGCAGCCAUCUCCGAGUGUACGCCACAGGUCACGUCGGUGCUUGCGGCGGUUCCGGAUGACAGUGAGGUGAUUCUCGCGUAUGAGCCUGUGUGGGCGAUAGGCGCCAAGGAGCCGGCCGACGCGGAUCACGUUGUGAAUGUGACAAAGGAGUUGCGGCGGCUGGCUGGUGGACGGAAAGGUGUGACGAGGAUACUGUACGGAGGCAGUGCGGGACCGGGCACGUUUGCGAAGAUCGCAGAAGGCGUGGAUGGGUUGUUCUUGGGGCGGUUUGCGCACGACAUGCAGAACCUCAAGAAGGUCAUUGAGGAGGUUGGCGGGGCUAAAUGAAUGUGCGUGUUGCGUCAAACAUCAAAGAGCAGGAUGAGCGCUAAGGCUCGAUGGGCUUUAUGAUUUACGAAUAAAGCAGUACACGACCAUGCAGCAUCACCCAAAAGAUUAGUUACC